AUGAGAUCAAUCGCACCAAGUAAGAGAAGAUACAUAAUGCCAGAAUUUAAAGUUCCUUUCCCUCCAGAAAUCACACCAAUGAAUCUCAUCGAGAAAGCCAUUGCGAGACUAGAGACUAACGGAAAAAUAUCACGAAUUCCCAACGCUUUUAUCGCUUAUCGCAUGGCUUUCUACAAGGAACUUCGCACAAUCAAACAUCCAGUGAUAACACAACCACAACUUUCGACGUUGGUCAAACAAUCAUGGCUCAAAGAAGAGGAACACGUACAACGAGAAUAUCAACGCAGCGAAAAAGAAGCCAAUGAUUUAUAUAUACAGAUUUGCCGUGAACGAAACUUUGUGUUUUCGAAUUCGAGUAACUUGAGUGACUCUAAUUUUGACUUUUUUAAUAACAACGAAAUAUCUUCAUUAUCAUCUUCUGUGACAAAAGAUCAACAAUUAGAUUCAUAUGAAAACACCGCAUCCACUACUCCAAAUGUCACAAACAUAUCGAUAUUCAAUACUGAUAAUCUAACACCAGAUCUAUUGAUCUCUCAAAGUUUAGAUUUACCCUCUAUUCCGA
This is a messenger RNA of Ambispora gerdemannii, 562 nucleotides long. The record is from the annotation of a GenBank genome assembly. Lineage: Eukaryota; Fungi; Glomeromycota; Glomeromycetes; Archaeosporales; Ambisporaceae.